GAGCUGUCAGCGGAGCGCCGAGGGCGCGCUACCCACCUGGUGCUGAAGGCCUGGCCUUGGCCGCCUGCGCUCGCGGCCCCGAGCGGCCUCCUGUCGACUCCGAGCUGCAGCUCCAGGCACGGGCCGGGUGGAAGCCCCAUCCUCUUUAGUUGUGCCCGCCUGCACCCUCUCGUUCACAGACAGAUAAUCUUGGAAGAUAUAGGAUUCCAAAAAUGUUUCCCUUGAAGGAUGCUGAAAUGGGAGCCUUCACCUUCUUUGCCUCAGCUCUGCCACAUGAUGUUUGUGGAAGCAAUGGACUUCCCCUCACACCAAAUUCCAUCAAAAUUUUAGGACGCUUUCAAAUCCUCAAGACUAUCAUCCAUCCCAGACUAUGCCAAUAUGUGGAUAUUUCUAGAGGAAAACAUGAAAGACUAGUGGUGGUGGCUGAGCACUGUGAAAAGAGUCUGGAAGACCUGCUUCGAGAAAGGAAACCGACAAGCUGCUCGAAGGUUUUGUGCAUAGCAUUUGAAGUACUUCAGGGACUGCAGUACAUGAACAAACAUGGUAUAGUACACCGGGCUUUGUCGCCUCAUAAUAUCUUAUUGGAUCGAAAGGGACAUAUUAAAUUGGCUAAAUUUGGACUAUAUCACAUGACAGCUCAUGGUGAUGAUGUUGAUUUUCCAAUAGGAUACCCAUCAUAUCUGGCACCUGAAGUAAUUGCACAGGGAAUUUUCAAAAAUACGGAUCAUGUGCCAAAUGAAAAGCCAUUACCUUCUGGCCCCAAAUCAGAUGUAUGGUCUCUUGGAAUAAUUUUAUUUGAACUUUGUGUGGGAAGAAAAUUAUUCCAGAGUUUGGAUAUUUCUGAAAGGCUAAAAUUUUUGCUUACUUUGGGCUGUGUAGAUGACACUAUAGUCGUUCUGGCUGAAGAGCAUGGUUGUCUGGACAUUAUCAAGGAACUUCCUGAAAACGUGAUGAAUCUUUUGAAGAAGUGCCUCACCUUUCAUCCUUCUAAGAGGCCUACUCCAGAUGAAUUAAUGAAGGAUGAAGUAUUCAGUGAAGUGUCUCCUUCAUACACCCCCUUUGUCAAACCUGCUGGUCUGUUUUCAUCUUCUCUGAGAUGUGCUGAUUUAACUCUGCCUGAGGACAUCAGUGACUUGUGUAAAGAUAUAAACAAUGAUUACCUGGCAGAAAGGUCUAUUGAGGAAGUUUACUAUCUGUGGUGUUUGGCUGGAGGUGACUUGGAGAAGGAACUUAUUAACAAGGAAAUCAUUCGAUCCAAACCGCCUAUCUGCACACUCCCCAAUUUUCUCUUUGAAGAUGGUGAAAGCUUUGGACAAGGUCGAGAUAGAAGCUCACUCCUAGAUGAUACUACUGUGACAUUAUCAUUAUGCCAGCUAAGAAAUAGAUUAAAAGAUGUUGGUGGAGAAGCAUUUUAUCCAUUACUUGAAGAUGACCAGUCUAAUUUACCUCAUUCAAACAGUAGUAAUGAGCUGUCUGCAGCUGCUGCUCUCCCUUUAAUCAUCAGAGAGAGGGAUACAGAGUAUCAACUGAACAGAAUUAUUCUCUUUGACAGGUUGCUAAAGGCCUAUCCAUAUAAAAAAAAUCAAAUUUGGAAAGAAGCUAGAGUUGAUAUUCCUCCUCUUAUGAGAGGUUUAACUUGGGCCGCUCUUCUGGGAGUUGAGGGAGCUAUUCAGGACAAGUAUGAUGCAAUUGAUAAAGACACUCCAAUUCCUACAGAUAGACAAAUUGAAGUAGAUAUCCCUCGCUGUCAUCAGUAUGAUGAACUGUUAUCAUCACCAGAAGGUCAUGCAAAGUUUAGACGUGUAUUAAAAGCUUGGGUAGUAUCUCAUCCUGAUCUUGUCUACUGGCAAGGACUUGAUUCACUCUGUGCUCCAUUCCUGUACCUCAAUUUCAAUAAUGAAGCCCUGGCUUAUGCUUGUAUGUCUGCUUUUAUUCCCAAAUACCUGUACAACUUCUUCUUGAAAGAUAACUCACAUGUAAUUCAAGAAUACCUGACUGUGUUCUCUCAGAUGAUUGCAUUCCAUGAUCCAGAGCUGAGUAAUCAUCUUAAUGAGAUUGGCUUCAUUCCUGAUCUCUAUGCCAUCCCUUGGUUUCUCACUAUGUUUACUCAUGUAUUUCCAUUGCACAAAAUUUUCCACCUCUGGGAUACCUUACUGCUUGGAAAUUCCUCUUUCCCAUUCUGUAUUGGAGUAGCCAUUCUCCAGCAGUUGAGGGACCGGCUUUUGGCUAAUGGCUUCAAUGAAUGCAUUCUUCUCUUCUCUGAUUUACCAGAAAUUGACAUUGAACGGUGUGUGCGAGAGUCAAUUAACCUGUUUUGUUGGACUCCUAAAAGUGCUACGUAUAGACAGCAUGCACAGCCUCCAAAGCCAACCUCUGAAAACAAUGCAGUCAGAAGUUCAGCACCCUUUUUCUCUGUUGACUCUGCUGAUCCUCCAAAGACAGAUCUGUCAAGAGAAUCUAUCCCGUUAAAUGAUCUAAAAUCAGAAGUAUCACCCCGAAUUUCAGCAGAGGAUCUAAUUGACUUGUGUGAGCUGACAGUGACCGGCCACUUCAAAACACCCACCAAGAAAACAAAAUCCAGUAAACCAAAGCUCCUGGUGGUUGACAUCCGAAAUGGUGAAGACUUUGUUAGGGGUCACAUCUCAGGUAGCAUCAACAUUCCAUUCAGUGCUGCGCUCACUGCCGAGGGAGAGCUUGCCCAGGGCCCUUACACGGCUAUGCUCCAGAACUUCAAGGGGAAGGUCAUUGUCAUCAUGGGCCAUGUGGCAAAGCACACAGCUGAGUUUGCAGCUCAUCUUGUGAAGAUGAAAUAUCCAAGAGUCUGUAUUCUCGAUGGUGGCAUUAAUAAGAUCAAGCCAACAGGCCUCCUCACCGUCCCAUCUCCUCAAAUAUGAAGAACCAAGAGUGGCUCAACACCCUGCAGCUCAGCUCUUCAUGGCAUGUCACUCCGUGGCCAAGCUAGACAUCAAGAUGACUGCAUUUCUUCAGUUAUGUCUUGAACACUUUUGUAAAUCUAAUGACUCAAAUGUUCAGCUAUCCAGGCAAGAAACUUGACUGCACAUGUAUUGCUAAAAGGAUUUUUUUAACAGUGAAAUCUGAUCAUAUAUUUUUACCACAGAGCCACAUAAAGCCAGGGGAAUUCAGCUGACAGGACAGAUUUAGCAUUAUCAGCGAAUCCAAGCUGCACUGAAAAAGCUGCCCUCAGUUACACUGAACCCACUCCUAAAAAAGUUGUUAUUUAGAAAUACUGAUUGAAUUUGACCUGAAGUCAUCACCUGUCCCUGAUAACAAAUUAAAAGGCUAUUCACAAUAUACUCUUCAUAAAUAAAUGCUACAUUUAGUAAUUCAA
Molecule: messenger RNA, 3349 nt
Organism: Jaculus jaculus (lesser Egyptian jerboa)
Lineage: Eukaryota; Metazoa; Chordata; Mammalia; Rodentia; Dipodidae
Gene: Tbck
Product: TBC1 domain containing kinase
Exons: 26
Coding region: 213-2894 (893 amino acids)
Biological process (GO): protein phosphorylation
Molecular function (GO): protein kinase activity; ATP binding
Source: RefSeq, a predicted model, not a curated record